This is a messenger RNA of Amborella trichopoda, 969 nucleotides long. RefSeq names its product cytosolic sulfotransferase 5. Gene Ontology annotation, molecular function: sulfotransferase activity. The record is from RefSeq and is a predicted model, not a curated record. NCBI's taxonomy places the organism in Eukaryota, Viridiplantae, Streptophyta, Magnoliopsida, Amborellales, Amborellaceae.
AUGGCCAUCUCCGGCUUGUCCCAAGUUCUGCCCACCACCAAACAUUUAAGUGGUACAGUCAUGUAUCAAUGGCAAGGCUGUUGGUAUCCGUCGGAUCAUCUCAAGGCCGCAAUGGAUGUCUCCAAACAUUUCAUGGCUCAUCCCGACAAUACUCUCUUGGCCUCAGCCUCCAAAACAGGCACCACUUGCCUCUCAGUCCUCUUCUCCAUAACAAGCCGCGGCCUCAUCUCAAAAGAAGAGGCACAGAAGCUUAUCCUAUCAACCCAUCCUCAUAAACUCAUUCCACAUCUUGCAAUUGAAUACAAGAAGGCCAUAAAGCUUCCACUUUCUAGGCUUUUUAGCACGCAUAUACCUUAUAGCACCUUGCCUGAUCCUUUGAAGGACUCUUGUUCUCAAAUUAUUUAUAUCAGUCGCAACCCGAGAUAUACAUUUGUUCCGCUUUGGGAAUUUGCUCAGCAGAUGCAGAGAGGAAACUCAGAGCCAUUGACAUUUGAGGAUGCAUUUGAGCAAUUUUGUGAGGGUAACACCAACUGUGGGCCCUUCUUGGAGCAUGUCUUAGAGUAUUACAAAGCAAGCCAAGAGAGACCACAAAACAUUUUAUUUCUCACUUAUGAAGAGAUGAAGGCUGAUACCAAGGGUGGGGUGAAGAGGAUGGCUCAGUUCUUGGGUCGAUCCAUUGAGAGGGAGGAGGAGGGUGAGGAGACAGUGGAAAUGUGCAGUUUUGAGAGGGUGAGUAAUUUGGACGUUAACAGAAGUAAGGAGAAGUCACCUUGGGGCUCUUUACCUUACAACUCAUUUUUCAGAAAGGGUGUGGUGGGAGAUUGGGUGAACCAUUUCACGCCCGCGAUGACUGAGCGGCUCGAUCGGAUCACUCAAGAGAAGAACCAUGGUCCGGACUACAAUUUAGAUUCGAAUAGAAUUGAGGCCAAUGUCUCUAGGAAUGGGCUGGUCAGGGUGGCGGGGCGCUAA